This is a messenger RNA of Pseudogymnoascus verrucosus, 1200 nucleotides long. RefSeq lists its product as uncharacterized. Lineage: Eukaryota; Fungi; Ascomycota; Leotiomycetes; Thelebolales; Thelebolaceae. The record is from RefSeq and is a predicted model, not a curated record. The transcript has 2 exons. The coding region runs from base 107 to 883 and encodes 258 amino acids.
CCGCUGACCUUCAUUUUUUUGUUAUUUCUGCCCUUUGUCGCUCAUUCAGUAUCCUCGGAUACCAGUCACUCUUUACACCGAUCGACCUCGCGUUCAAUUCUUCAACAUGCAGUACUCAUUCGCAAAGGCCUGCCUUUUGGCACUCGCCACCACCACCAGCGUCCUCGCUCAAAUCCCCGGCUUCAAUGUCCUCACCGCACCAACCAGCCACGAGGUCAUCCCGGCCGGCUCGACCUUCACCAUCAGAUGGACUCCCAGCGACCCUCCCGCACCCAUCACCCUCCUCCUGAUGCAGGGCAAGGACGCCCAGAGCCUCGACAUCGCCGAGCAAGCCAUCGCCAGCUCCAUUGACAGCGCCGUCGGCCACUUCGACUGGACCGUCCCUGCCUCCGCCCCCUUCGCCGCCUACGGUAUCCUGCUCCAGCUCGACUCCAACCACGAUCAAUUCCAAUACUCCAACCCAUUCACCAUCUCCGGCGGCGAGGGCGGUUCCACCGCCGGCGCCGGCGAGGGCACCAUCAGCAUCUCCACUGCCGAGUCCACCGAAGGAAAGUCAACCACCACCAUCAAGGUCUCCCAGAUCUCCACCGCUGCCGAGCCCACCACCACCUCCUCCUCCACCAAGGCCUCGUCCACCUCUACCAAGGCAGCCCCAUCCACCACCUCCACCGAGGCGUCCACCACGACUGCUGAGUCUACCACCGAGGCCCCGAGCACCACUGAGGCCCCAUCCACCACCCUCGAGACCAGCAUCACCCCACCCACCUCCACCGAGGCGCCUACCACCCCGCCAUCCGCUACCCCCACCGGCGCUGCGCCCCGCAACGCCAUUGUCGGCAGCGGCCUCCUCGGCGCUAUGGUCAUGGUCUUCGCGCUCUUCUAAGCUGUGCUUAUGUAGAGAUGUGAGAGGGACGAUUAUUAGAGGGAUUGCGGGGUGAGGCGCUUGGCGCGCGGAGAAGAUGGGGGAUGCUAGAGCGAUAUAUUUUUACGGAAAAUUUUGUUAUGUGCUGGGGAGAUUGGGAUCUUAUCUUGUUAUAAAGUGUAACGUACGUGUGUACUUGCUUGCUUGCUUUCGGCGAGGGGUUCGUUCCCUGUUUUUAUCUAAUCCUGUGCUCUUGCUCUGUUUGUCUAUUUGUCUUGGAUGGUUUUGUGAGAUCUCUUCGAGUGGUGCGCGCGUGCGACGGAAUACUUAAAACGGUC